This is a messenger RNA of Salvelinus fontinalis (brook trout), 12937 nucleotides long. Its product is annotated as constitutive coactivator of PPAR-gamma-like protein 2. Bases 986 to 4030 code for a protein of 1014 amino acids. Lineage: Eukaryota; Metazoa; Chordata; Actinopteri; Salmoniformes; Salmonidae. The transcript has 16 exons. The record is from RefSeq and is a predicted model, not a curated record. Gene Ontology annotation, cellular component: nucleus.
CUUCCCUCCCACUUUUGUUGGUCCGUGAGGAAGUCGCAAGAUGGCUGACAUCGCUUGAAAGUAUGUCCCCUUCCUCAACAUGAAGUCGUGAGUGUGGAAGAAAGCGAGGGAGGCACCAUCGGCCGUUUGUUUUUAUUAACUUUUUUUUUCUGCCGUUAAUUUCUCCAAACAUCCAUUUCAUUUCGCGUCGUCUCUGUCCCAGAGUUGUCUUUGAGAGUUGACGCGUCAAGUCACGCCGGGGACCCAGCUAGCUAAAUUAGCCAGCUAGCUACAGCGGUUAACGUUAGCCAGCGAGAUAGCUAGCUAACUAAAUCAUAUUUUCAUAUCCCAUCGGCCAGCUAACUAGCACGUCUCAUUAAUUUGAAAUAGUCUAACGGUUCUAAUAUCAAUAUACUGUCAGAUUAAGAAUUACUCGACCGUCAUGUUCGCCAACUAAUGCGCAACAUUAAUUCGUCUGAUUCAGGAUUAUAAUUUUGGAGUAAGUCAUACCAUUACUAUAGUUAGCCACUAGCCAUCAUCAGUUAUCAACAUUUCAUGUGUUAUUACCUAGCUAGCUAGCUAGUUAGAGGGGUAGUUAAACUUUAGCCGGAGAAUUAGACUAGCUGGCUUUGCUGGCAGUUGACCAAAAUACUGCUAGGGAUGGACACACAAUUGUACUCACACGACCAAAUAUAGAAGAUUGGCUUUGCACACUAACUAGUUAGCUAGCUUUCUUACUUGCUGUUAGGAAGUGCACCUCUCGGCCUGGUCAACUAGCGUGUUAGGCUAGUUAGCCUUUGCAGGAUUGGUCACUCGUAUCAGAGUUGAGGGUGGCAGCAGCUAGGUGCAGCAACAGUUCAGUCAGUCACACAGAGAGAUACGUUAGCUAGCUGCCAGGUUCUAGCUAGCUACAUUCUCGACCCUCACAUCAGCUAUCACCACGGCGUUCCGAACGUACCCGGAGCCCCCCUCCCCUGGCCAGACCCACCGGCUCAACAACACCGGGAUGGGUGUGCAGGGCUUCCAGGAAUAUCUUGAGAAACGGUGUCCCGGGGCAGCUGUCCCCGUGGACCUACUCAAACUAGCCCGUACACCGGGCCGCCAGCCCCCGCACCACCACCCCCAUCACCUCGGCCCUAUACCUCCUCCACCCCCGGCCCGGAUACUCAUCGAUGCUGACUCCGGCCUGCAGCGGCUGUACGGCGGCUACCAGACGGACUGGGUGUGCGGCGGGGAGUGGAACGCCAUGCUGGGAUACCUGUCCGCUCUGUCCCAGGCCUGUCUGUACCAGGGCGGGCUUGAGCUGGUUGUGGUGUUCAACGGCACCCUGGGGAAGGAACGGUGGCCGGAGUGGGCACGCCGGGCGCAGGGGCAACGCCAGACAGCCCAGCUCAUCGUCAAUCAUGUUGGCAGUAAGGCCACUCCGCCUCCCCGCGCCUGGUUCCUGCCCCCAGCCUGCCUCAGCCACUGUGUCCGCCUCGCCAUGUUCCGCUUCAGAGUGCGGGUUGUCCAGACGUUGGAGGACCACCACCAGGAGGUGCUGUCCCUCUACAGAGACUUUGGUUUCUGCGGCCUGAUCGCCCAGGACUCAGAGUUUGCCCUCUGCAACGUCCCCGCCUACUUCUCCUCUCAUGCCCUCAAACUGUCCUGGAACGGCAAGAACCUGACCACCCACCAGUACCUGCUCUCUGAAGCUGCCAGACAGCUGGGUCUGAAGACACAACACCUGCCCUGCUUCGCUGCACUGCUGGGCAACCAUAUUCUCCCUGAUGAGGACCUGGCUGCCUUCCACUGGAGCCUUUUAGGACCAGAACACCCCCUGGCCUCACUCAAGGUGCGUGCCCACCAGUUGGUGCUGCCUCCCUGUGAGGUGGUUAUCAAGGCGGUGUCAGAGUACGUCUCCUCCAUUAAAGACCUGGGGAACCUUGACGUUAUCGCCAGAGACGUCUUCAAACAGUCACAGUCUCGUAUGGAGGACAAGGUGCAGCGUUUUAAGAGAGCUGUGGAGUAUUUCUCAGCUGCCUCUAAACCCCGCCCACUCUCCAUGGGAACCUCCCCCUACCUCUUGCCAGGGUUUGGGCCGGCUCCGUUUGGUGGACCUCCUGGCCACAUGGGGGCGAUGCAGACUGUAAAGACGCAGUUCCCCCACCAGGGUGUAAAACCACCCUAUCAGAAUGCUCCGUACGGACCAGGCAGCACCUCUCUGUUCCAGAACCACCCCCCUCCCCUGCAGGACUGCAACGAUUCACUGGCAGGGAAAAUGGCCUUCACCGAUUGGUCAGCUCCAUAUGACCAGGGAGGAAGUAGAUUACCGAAUCACCAUGCGGCCGCUCCCUCUGGGCCCUCCCCCUCUCCUUCAUCAUCUUCUGAUGGAGAUGAACCAAACGACAGCAGCAACCAUCUGCCAGACAAGUCCUCCAGGUGGGACGAUCCGUCCUGUCGAGGGGGCGGAGGGGAUGGUUCCCACGGUAACAUUCCAUCGCUGUUGUCGAUGGCGACGCGGAGUCACAUGGACAUAACCAUGCCCCCUCUGCCUCAAGUCAGCGCUGAAGUGUUGAGAGUAGCAGAACACAGACACCGCAGAGGACUGAUGUAUCCACAGAUAUACCACAUACUGACCAAGGGAGAGAUAAAGAUGGCGGUGUGUAUAGAAGAUGAUUGUAACAGUGACCUGCCUCCAGCCUCCCUGCUGUUCAGAGCAGCCAGACAGUACAGCUAUGGGGUCCUCUUCAGCCUAGCCGAAACACACCGACGCCUCGAGAGACUCGCCAUGCGCAACAGAGGACCCCUAGACGUUCCUCCAGUGAUAGUGAAGGAGUGGUCCAGUGGGAAGUCGAAGUCGGCCCUGACCCCGGAGCUGGUUCCAGCGCUGUGCUUCAGAGAGUGGACCUGUCCUAACCUGCGGAGGCUGUGGCUUGGUAGAGCCAGUGAAGAUCGCUCCCGGCGGACCAGAGCUUUCCUAGCCUGUCUCCGCUCUGACUGUCCUGCCCUACUCAACCCUGCUCAGGUCCCACAACACCUUCUGCUCAUGUGCUGCGUGCUCAGGUAUAUGAUGCAGUGGCCAGGUGGUGGGAUUCUACAGAGACAUGAGUUAGAUGCCUUCCUGGCCCAGGCCGUCUCUAACCAGCUCUACGAACCAGACCAGCUUCAGGAACUCAAGGUGGAGAAGGUAGAUGGUCGGGGAGUGCAGCUGGCGUCACUCUUCAUGGCGGGCGUGGACACGGCUCUGUUGGUCAACGACGUGUGUGGUCAGCCGUUACCAUGGGAACACUGCUGCCCCUGGGGCUUCUUCGAUGGGAAGCUCUUCCAGACCAAACUGGCCCGUGCCGCCCGAGACCGCCAGGCCCUGCUCGACAUGUGUGAAGGACAGGAGGAGCUGGUGUCUCGUGUGGAGAAGAUGCGUCAGGCCAUCCUAGAUGGUAUCAACUUCUCUCGUCCUCCUCCCCCUCCUCCUCCUCUCCCCCCUCCUUCCUUCCUGCCCCCUCCCCCCUUCUACCCUCUGCCUCCCCUCUACCCCCCCCGGCCCAUGGGCAACAUGCCACACCACCACCACCCUCAACAUCCUCAUCCUCAUCACCACUCACACCCAGCCCAGCACAGACCCAGAGCCUUCCCAGGUCUGCAGUCGAUCCCCCCCCAGGGAGGGAAGUUGGAGAUAGCCGGAAUGGUGGUGGGGCAGUGGGCCGGGAACAAACCACUGCGUGGUAGAGGGGGAUUCAACAUGCAGGUGGUGUCAGUCGGGGCAGGGAGAGGAAGGGGUAAGGACAUCCCAGUGAAAGGAGGGCGAGGAGGUAAAAAGGUGACUGCCAACAGAAUAAAGACCUCACCCCCUCCACCCUCCACCAGCCCCCCCAAGUCCUCUGAGGGUGAGGGUCUUAACUCUGGGGGUGUGGCCCAGAAGCUGAACGGCAGCCCUGCAGCCUCCGCUAUUGGCCAGCCUUUGGAUCUUCCUCCACUGGCCCAGCCAAACCCGUGUGCCUUAGCCAGCAAAGACAACCAAUCAGAGGAGGCCCCUUGUUGCCUUGACAGCUGUCCUUCAGACGGAAUGUAACGAAGGAGGAUUGACUAGGCUUUCCCAGAAUGCACCAGGGUGUUCUGAAAGUGCCGUCUGUGUUCCACUGCCUUCCCCUGUCUGUUAGCCUCGCCCACCAACACACCAACCAGGAAGUCAGAGAGGGGGAGGUGCUCUGCUCAAUCAGUCGAUUUGAUUGAGGUGUUCCGCUAGCCUUUCCCCCCCCCCUCUCUCUCUGCUUCUCCGUGUGAUUGGUUUGGCAGAGCAGUAAGCCCAACCCCUUGAUUUUGUCAUGUUUUAUUUUAACGAUGAGAGGUUCUUCUCCAUGAGUCCAUUUUGUCUCCUCCGCCCCAUAAAGCCCCGCCCCCAUGGCUGUUGUAGCUCCAGCACACUGUCUCAUGUCGUAAUGAUCCCUCCCUGGUGUUAAAAUCGAUUGUGAAUUGAAAUGGGAGGAUGUGAUCUACACUCCCCUACCGAGAUCCGUAAAGUUAGACUUGAACUACGGCGUUUAGUAAUAGCGGGUUUACACACACAGUCACAUUGACACCAAACACACACUGUUGGCUAGUCUGUUAGUUCCUCGGUUUGGUAGCCAUUAGAAGUGUGUAAAAGUUUAGUUGCCCAGCCGUGUUGAGAGGACCCCCUGACCACAGAUUGUUGCCAUAGGGACCUCAUGGCAAGCGGUGUUCCAUGUGAGGUCAGAGAGGAAUAGAGAACGAGGAGGAUGACAUGGCGUUUGUUAAAUCCCCCAAUACACCGCCGAUAAUGAUCUAUUAGAGACGCGUCUCUAACCUCCCCCGCCAGACCCAUCUGUAUUAGCAACGCCACGUUGUGUUGCUGAUCACAACACUACCUGGGGCGGCAAGUAGCCUUGUGGUUAAAGUGUUGGUUUCGGUUACUGGAUCGAAUCCCAGAGCUGACCAGGUAAAAAUCUGUCGUUCUGCCCCUGAACAAGGCAGAUCACCCACCGUUCCCCGGUAGGCCGUCAUUGUAAAUAAGAAUUUGUUCUUAAUUGACUUGCCUCGUUAAAUAAAGGUUACAUUUAAAUAUAAAAUAUCACCCUGAGCGUCGGUGUGUUAGCAUAGCUUAGCCCCUUCAGUAGCAUUUGCACCGCUAAUGCGUUAGCAUGCUAACGUAGGCCAGAUCCUUGAAUAACAUUAGCACUUACGUUAAUAUGCUAGCAUGCUAAUUUAGCCUAGCCCUGCCGCGUUGAGACCCCCUGACCACAGAUGUAUGUACGCACCUUAACCUGACGCUCCAACGUAUGGAUGCUCUUACCCCUGUAUUAUAUUACUGCUUUAUCCCCUAUGCUCUUAGUGUACAUCUCAAUGGGGAGCACUUACUAAUGUUGCAUUCAUUGUGAUUAUUAAUGACUUGACAGUCUGUCUGAGAGGGUUCCCCUGUGACCUAGGACAUUUCUUUGACCUCUAGAGAUCACCUUUAACAUUAGACACCUUUAGAGACUCCCUUUUGUGCGUUAAUAUGCCCCUGUUAACAAUAGCUGUUUAAAUGUGAGCAGGUCUUCAGACGAGCCUCACUGGAUCCCCUUACAGGUUAACACCCAGUCAGGACAAACGUGGUGCCACGUCAGGGGUUAAAGGUCAGAGUACUGCCCCUCUGACCGGCACCACGUCUAAACGAACCCUAUUUCCUACACGGUGCACUGCGACUCCUGUUCAUCAGAAGCAGUGCAUUAUGGGGGGUAGGUUGCCGUUAUAGACAAGACCUGAUGAAGUCCCAAAGCAUAGACCCACACCAGCCCUGUCAGCUGGCUGGCCAAUCAGGACAGGCCUGGUAGCACCACCCCCCCCCCAACCCCGCCUGGUGAUUUGAUUAGCAGUCGCCACGGCGAUAGCACAGCGUUCUAAGCUCUUUAACCAACAAGAAGCACUUCCCCCAAACUACCUAGCCAAUCAGCAGGGGUUUGGGGUGGGAACACUUGAAUGUUCUGCCCACAAUCUAAAGAUCCUAAAAUAGUUUUAUAAUUAUGAUAGAGGACAAAAUAAGUAUUCCCUUAAUAGGUGUGCUCUGAGAGGAAUCAGAGUAUUGUCUUGUGUUAAUGGCAGAGCAGUAGGAUUGAUCUGUCUGUCUCCUGGACAUCUGUAGAAAUAACAUGGACUGAAUCAAGUCAUGUUGCCCAAAGGACUCCUAGUCCUUCUACUGCACUACUUCUGUUUAUGGCCCAUAGGGCUUUGGUCAAAGUAGUGCACUAUAUAGGGAAUGAACCCCUGGCAAGGCAACAGAAGGAGACCAUGUCAAUGACUUGAUGCUCUAUCUGAUGGUAGGCCUAAGACAAUGUUUCCCAAACUCGGACCUGGGGACGCCAAGGGUUUUUUCCCCCAGCACGACACAGCUGAUUCAAAUAAUCAAAGCUUGAUGCGGAGUUGGUUAUUGCCUCAGCUGUGUAGUGCUGGGGGCAGAACCAAAAGGUGCAUCCGGGGGGGGGGGACGGGGGGGGGACUGAGUUGGGUCUAAAAUCUGUACUGUUUAACUGAAGGAAACCCUGACCAGAUGAAUUGGCACCCUAUUCCUUACAUUCUGACUGAUCCUCUUCGUUCCUGUGAAGGAUUCCACAAGACUUCCUCUGUUCCUGAUCUUCAGCCUUAUACUCAUAGGGUACACAGUCAGUGUUGAUAUUUAAAUCACUGAGCCCCCCCCCCCCCCCCCCGUUAACAUCCGUUACACUGAGACGCAACAAACGGCCCGGUAACUUGUCAACAAACAACUACCAAAUGAAAGCCAGGGUUUUAUUGAUGGCUGGUUAUUGAUAUGACUAGCUGAAGCAUAUUGAUGGCUGGUUAUUGAUAUGACUAGCUGAAGCAUAUUGAUGGCUGGUUAUUGAUAUGACUAGCUGAAGCAUAUUGAUGGCUGGUUAUUGAUAUGACUAGCUGAAGCAUAUUGAUGGCUGGUUAUUGAUAUGACUAGCUGAAGCAUAUUGAUGGCUGGUUAUUGAUAUGACUAGCUGAAGCAUAUUGAUGGCUGGUUAUUGAUAUGACUAGCUGAAGCAUAUUGAUGGCUGGUUAUUGAUAUGACUAGCUGAAGCAUAUUGAUGGCUGGUUAUUGAUAUGACUAGCUGAAGCAUUUUGAUGGCUGGUUAUUGAUAUGACUAGCUGAAGCAUAUUGAUGGCUGGUUAUUGAUAUGACUAGCUGAAGCAUUUUGAUGGCUGGUUAUUGAUAUGACUAGCUGAAGCAUUUUGAUGGCUGGUUAUUGAUGUGACUAGCUGAAGCAUACAGGACAUUGUUAGGAGUGUUGCUACUGGCGUUGGACAGUAGUAACAGUAUUGGACUGAGCUCUACAGGACUGUAGUUAACACACAAACAGAACGGGUGACAUUCUGUCUGCUACAUAGCCCCACAAAGCACCAAAGUUGCAAAAGCAAAAAUAACAUCUAAAUACACUUUGACCAAAAUGAUUUUGUAAAGCUACGGCUCGAGACUCCAUGGCGUGCAAGGGGUUGUGGGAACUGCUUACAAGCAAAUCAUCUCUGCCUUCUGAUGGUGGUUGUAAAACGAGACUUUGGAGAUUGAAUCCCACAUGAAGUAUUGGGAACAACAGUCUUUUAGUCCAGUCGUCUCAGGGCGAUCUAGCAGACAGAUUUGAAUCCCUAGACUGGCUAGAGCCCCACUGGUCAUAUAAUACCCGGCAUGACUAGACGACUACAACUCAUACAUAUAUAUAUAUACAGUACGUAUUCAUAGGUUGCACCUCUGUCACUCGGUCGCAUCAUGCCAUUGUUGUGAACGUUCUCAAGCAGGCCUCUAUCGGCGGAGCCCUAAAGUUGCGAUUUGAAAAAAGUAAUUCUGGAAAUACAAUGACAUUGCUGAAGUAGUCAAGUAUUUAGUAGGAAACAAUUUGGCCAGCGUCAAAUUUUACUUUGAUUGCAAUGUUGUCAUUGGCUAGCAAAGUUUGUCAAAAACCUUAUUAAAAAAAAUGGCUUUACCUCAAUCUUAGCUAGCUUUCUAGCUAGCAUUACACCGCAUCUAAAGUCAAUCUGGUGGUCUCCCCUCAAUCUUGGCUAGCUAGUUUCUUAUGGCUGCGAACCCGUUAACGGGAUCGAUAUGACAACAGCCAGUGAAAGUGCAGGGCGCCAAAUUCAAACAACAGAAAUCUCAUAACUAAAAUUCCUAAAACAUACAAGUAUCUUAUACCAUUGUAAAGGUAAUCUUGUUGUUAAUCCCACAACAGUGUCCGAUUUCAAAAAGGCUUUACAGCGAAAGCACCACAAACGAUUGUGUUAGGUCACCGCCAAGUCACAGAAAAAAACAGCCAUUUUUCCAGCCAAAGAUAGGAGUCACAAAAAUCAGAAAUAGAGAUAAAAAUGAAUCACUAACCUUUGAUGAUCUUCAUCAGAUGACACUCAUAGGACUUCAUGUUACACAAUACAUGUAUGUUUUGUUCGGUAAAGUUCAUAUUUAUAAAUAAAAAAAUCUCAGUAUACAUUGGCGCGUUACGUUCAGGAGUUCCCAAAACAUCCGGUGAUUUUGCAGCCACAUCAAUGUACAGAAAUACUCAUAAUAAACAGUGAUCAAAGAUACAAGUGUUAUACAUGGAAUUUUAGAUCCACUUCUUAAUGCAACCGCUGUGUCCGUUUUUUAAAGUUUUUUUUUAAAGCUUUACGGAAAAAGCAAACCAUGCAAUAAUCUGAGGUCGGCGCUCAGAGCCCAAUCAAGACAAAAAGAUAUCCGCCAUGUUGUACAGUCAACAGAAGUCAGAAAUAACAUUAUAAAUAUUCACUUACCUUUGAUCUUCAUCAGAAUGCCCUCCCAGCAAUCACAGUUCCACAAUAAAUGUUUGUUUUGUUCGAUAAUGUCCAUCAUUUGUCCAAAUAGCUACUUUUGUUAGCGCGUUUUGUAAACAAAUCCAAAGUCACGAAGCGCGUUCACUAGGAGCAGACGAAAUGUCAAAAAGUUCCGUUACAGUCCGUAGAAACAUGUCAAACGAUGUAUAGAAUUCAUCUUUAUCAUGUUUUUAACAUAAAUCUUCAAUAAUGUUCCAACCGGAGAAUUCCGUUGUCUGUAGAAAUGCAAAUGGACAGAGCUCGCUCUCACGUGAACGAGCGUCACGAGCUCAAAGCAUUCUGCCAGACCUCUGACUCAUUCGGCCCUACUUCACAGUAGAAGCCUCAAACAAGUUUCUGAAGACGGUUGACAUCUAGUGGAAGCCUGAGGAAGUGCAACAAGAGCAAUAUCCCACUAUCUUCAAUAGGGGCUAAGUUGAAAAUCAACCAACCUCAGAUUUCCCACUUCCUGGUUGGAUUUUUUCUCAGGUUUUUGCCUGCCAUAUGAGUUCUGUUAUACUCACAGACAUCAUUCAAACAGUUUUAGAAACUUCAGAGUGUUUUCUAUCCAAAUCUACUAAUAAUAUGCAUAUAUUAGCAACUGGGACUGAGGAGCAGGCAGUUUACUCUGGCCACAUUAUUCAUCCAAGCUACUCAAUACUGCCCCCAGCCAUUAGAAGCUAGCUAAUGUUACACUGCAUUUAAAGUCAAUCUGAUGGCCUCACCUCAUUCUUAGAUAGCUAGCUAACGUUACACUGUAUCUAAAGUCAAUCUGGCGACAUCAAAAGGUUUUCCUACUAAUUAUUUGCCUCCUUUUGAGUGUCAUUGUAUUUCCAAGCCACUGUAAUGCACUUUUGAUGAAAUCUUCACCAGCGCUCAUUGACGAUGCAUUGAGUAGAAUGCUCAGUCGUGCAUCAGUUCAAAAUGAACGUUCUGAACAAUAUUGUGAGGAAACUUGCAACCCAUGAAUAAUGCUUUAACCUUUCACGUGACAUUACUGUAGCACAAUAAGAUGAUGGGACACUGCAGGUCAUGACUAUUUCUGUUCAGCCAGGAGGAGGAGUGGGCCUACUUAAGUCACUCCCCUAGCUGGCAAGAUUACGCACAUCCCUGGCGACUCACACACACAGUAGUUCUUACCAGCCCUCUGUGUUUGUGCUGAAGUGAUGUAAUGUUGCUGUUCCCCGUCAGUUACUGUCUGUGGGUAAAGCAGAGAGACUUGGUAACUCGUCAGUUACUGUCUGUGGGUAAAGCAGAGAGACUUGGUAACUCUCGUCAGUUACUGUCUGUGGUUAAAGCAGAGAGACUUGGUAACUCGUCAGUUACUGUCUGUGGGUAAAGCAGAGAGACUUGGUAACUCUCGUCAGUUACUGUCUGUGGUUAAAGCAGAGAGACUUGGUAACUCUCGUCAGUUACUGUCUGUGGUUAAAGCAGAGAGACUUGGUAACUCUCGUCAGUUACUGUCUGUGGUUAAAGCAGAGAGACUUGGUAACUCGUCAGUUACUGUCUGUGGGUAAAGCAGAGAGACUUGGUAACUCUCGUCAGUUACUGUCUGUGGUUAAAGCAGAGAGACUUGGUAACUCUCGUCAGUUACUGUCUGUGGGUGAAGCAGAGAGACUUUACUGUUGUACCGAGCUGCAGUCUGACACACACAGCCCUCUUGACUCACUCGUAAGAAUACCCGCGGGCACACACACACACACACACACACACACACACACAUCGAUGUCACACCCUGAGUUAGACACUAGCUAGUAUGGAUAAAGUCAACAACAUAAUUACUCUCCCAUUGUUAUCCGUGUCUGAUUUAGUUGUAUUAGAUUUUAUUGAUCAGUGAUUUUAUUGCUUAUUUUAAUAUUCCUCUAUAUACCAACAUCCCCUCUCUUCUUCACCCCCCCCCCUCGCUCUUCAACCCCACCUCUCUCUUCUUCACCCCCCCUCGCUCUUCAACCCCACCUCUCUCUUCUUCACCCCCCCUCGCUCUUCAACCCCACCUCUCUCUUCUUCACCCCCCCCCUCGCUCUUCAACCCCACCUCUCUCUUCUUCACCCCCCCCUCGCUCUUCAACCCCACCUCUCUCUUCUUCACCCCCCCUCGCUCUUCAACCCCACCUCUCUCUUCUUCACCCCCCCCCUCGCUCUUCAACCCCACCUCUCUCUUCUUCACCCCCCCCCUCGCUCUUCAACCCCACCUCUCUCUUCUUCACCCCCCCUCGCUCUUCAACCCCACCUCUCUCUUCACCCCCCCGUCUUCACUGUUCUCGCUCUCUUCCUCCCUCUGUCCCCCUCAUUAGGUAGUUCCGCUUAAAGCAGCCCAUAGAGUAGUCUUUUACACCCUUUCACACACAGUGACUGAUACACCAUCACACAGUCUGUCUGAUACACCAUCACACAGUGACUGAUACACCAACACACAGUCUGACUGAUACACCAACACACAGUCUGACUGAUACACCAUCACACAGUCUGACUGAUACACCAUCACACAGUCUGACUGAUACACCAUCACACAGUCUGACUGAUACACCAACACACAGUCUGACUGAUACACCAUCACACAGUCUGAUACACCAACACACAGUCUGAUACACCAUCACACAGUCUGAUACACCAUCACACAGUGACUGAUACACCAACACACAGUGACUGAUACACCAACACACAGUCUGACUGAUACACCAACACACAGUCUGACUGAUACACCAUCACACAGUCUGACUGAUACACCAUCACACAGUCUGACGGAUACACCAUCACACAGUCUGACGGAUACACCAUCACACAGUCUGUCUGAAACACCAUCACACAGCGACUGAUACACCAUCACACAGUCUGACUGAUACACCAUCACACAGUCUGAUACACCAUCACACAGUGACUGAUACACCAACACACAGUGACUGAUACACCAACACACAGUCUGACUGAUACACCAUCACACAGUCUGACUGAUACACCAUCACACAGUCUGACUGAUACACCAUCACACAGUCUGUCUGAUACACCAUCACACAGUCUGACUGAUACACCAUCACACAGUCUGACUGAUACACCAUCACACAGUCUGUCUGAUACACCAUCACACAGUGACUGAUACACCAUCACACAGUGACUGAUACACCAUCACACAGUCUGACUGAUACACCAUCACACAGUCUGAUACACCAUCACACAGUGACUGAUACACCAACACACAGUGACUGAUACACCAACACACAGUCUGACUGAUACACCAUCACACAGUCUGACUGAUACACCAUCACACAGUCUGUCUGAUACACCAUCACACAGUCUGACUGAUACACCAUCACACAGUCUGUCUGAUACACCAUCACACAGUCUGACUGAUACACCAUCACACAGUCUGACUGAUGGAAUGGGGGUAUCACUGUAUCAGUCCUUAUAUUUCUCGAUCAGACCUUAUCUGUUUCCUCUAGGACCAUUUCUAUUGGCUGUUUUCUGACCCCGCCCCUAACCACCCACACUAACAGUAGAGGCUAUAUUAUUAUUGAUUAUCAGUUUCUCUUUGUAAACUAUGUUAUUAUUGAUUAUCAGUUUCUCUUUGUAAACUAGCCAGAGUGUGCAACAAAAAAAGUCGACAACAAAAAAAAUCUGUUUUAUUCAAUUGUGCUUAAAUUUGUUUCUUACUCUUUUUAAUGUCUUCUAACCUUCUAUCUAUCAAAGCAACCAUUAGUUCUGAGAGGCUUUAGCCAGACAUAGAGAUUUAUAUUGGAACCAUUUACCAUGAUCCUUCUUGGUAUUUGAUAUGCCAUAAAUCAUUUUAAAGAUCACCUUAUCGUUGUUACUAUGUCAGUUAAAUAUCGCCCUAAAGCUUUUUAAAUGAUCGUCGUUUCUGCACUACGUCCGUAUAUUCUCGUAUUAUUAACGUCCCUUAUAAAGAUUUCAUGGUCGACUCAAGUGAAGCUGAACUUUGCACCGAGUUGGAAGUCCCCCAGAAAUAACAAUGGCCUAUCAUGAGAGAGAUUCUACGAUGACAUCACGGCACGUGCGAUUGGUUUGCCCCUAUAGAGUGGAGUUUUGUGAUGAGUAGAACAGAGCUGUAUUGGUUACUGUAGGACUGUGUUAUAAGGUUUCAGUACAUGUAUGGCUACACUGCCUGAGUGGUCCAGACUAGAGAGGCUUACAGGUAAUAAAGACAGCUGAUUGCA